CACAGAGGUGGUGGGAGGUAGGGGAGGGGGGUGCUGAUUUUUACGGGAAUUGACACUGUGGCUCUCAGUCUGCUCAGACACAGCCAGGAUGCGGAACGCUGCAUUUCUCUUCCUCCUGGCCCUCCCAGGGCAAAUCGUCGGGGGACUGCUAUCCACCGAGACCCUCUACCCCACGCAAGAAAACUUUGAUCUGGACAGGUUCUUGGGAACAUGGUAUGACGUUGCCAUGGUGUCCAACUGUCCGAUGCAUCUGAAGCACCAGCGCGUGCGAUCAACAGGCACCUUAGAACUGCAACCUGGUGACACUAGCAACACUCUCCACAUGACAAGGACGGCUUACAGGCAAGGGAUAUGUAAGAACUUCUCAACGGUUUAUGAGCUGACCAAAACUCCCGGAAGAAUGACCCACCACAGCACUCAGUGGGGGGUUGACGUGGACUCCUAUGUGCUCCACACAAAUUACAAUGAGUACGCCAUCGUGGUAAUGUCCACAGAGAGAGAGGGAGGCAACCGCAGUGCUACGAUUAAGCUCUAUGGUCGCUCCUUGGAAGUGCGCCCCAGUCUGAUGACUGAAUUUAAGCAACUGGCAAAUGAGCAGGGCAUGAGCAAAGACUCUAUUGUGGUCUUCCGGAAGUUGGAGAAGUGUGUUCCUGGAGAGAAGGAGCCAGAGCCAGAAAUCGAGAUGCAGAGGAGGAGAAGAAACGUGGUUGUGCCAACUCCUGCACCUGAGGAAGGCUCCGGGGAUGACACGCCCCUCUUCCGCACUGCAGACUCAUGUCAGAUGUCCCCAGAUGUGGGCCCCUGCUUCGGGAUGUUCCAGCGAUUCUAUUUCAACUCCACCCUCAUGGCCUGCCAGGCAUUCGCCUUCGGCGGUUGCCUUGGCAACCAGAACAACUUCGUGACUGAGAGAGAAUGUUUGCAGAGCUGCCGUACGGAGGCUGCCUGCAGAAUGCCCAUGGACCCUGGCCCCUGCAAAGCGUACACUGAGCUGUGGGCCUUUAACUCUGCUAUUGGGAAGUGUGUCUCCUUCAAGUAUGGGGGCUGCCAGGGCAACGGCAACAAGUUCUACACCCAGAAAGAGUGUGAGGAGUACUGUGGAGUGAUAAAGGAGGGAGAUGAAGAGUUACUCAAGAUCAUCUGAAGGCAGGGACAGAGGAGCGGAUGAUGACUGCUCUCCAGCCCACUAUAACUAGGCAUGGCACAGACGAACUUCAGUACAUUCACCUUCAAUAAAGACCAUCACUAAUUCAGACCACACACACCUGGCAUAUCUGUCAUACUUGCACCUACAGCUUCUCACUUUUCUGCUUGAAACCUCUUUGCUUGUUGUGUAGUGACAGAUGGCAGCGUAUAGCACACGUGAGGAGCCAUUUUCUGUGAUGUUAGAAUUGAAUGAAAAGAUAAAGUGGGACUUGACCUAACUUGUCUUUCCAUCAAUGGUCUCUGUUUUGAAAAUGUGUGAAAUUUAUGUAAAGGACUGGUCAACUA
Messenger RNA from Megalops cyprinoides (Indo-Pacific tarpon), 1488 nucleotides. Its product is annotated as alpha-1-microglobulin/bikunin precursor. Gene Ontology annotation, molecular function: serine-type endopeptidase inhibitor activity. The coding region runs from base 89 to 1141 and encodes 350 amino acids. Gene Ontology annotation, cellular component: cell surface; plasma membrane. The transcript is spliced from 10 exons. Lineage: Eukaryota; Metazoa; Chordata; Actinopteri; Elopiformes; Megalopidae. The record is from RefSeq and is a predicted model, not a curated record.